This is a messenger RNA of Xenopus laevis (African clawed frog), 3864 nucleotides long. It is a transcript of the gene psph.S, whose product is annotated as phosphoserine phosphatase S homeolog. The transcript has 7 exons. Gene Ontology annotation, cellular component: cytoplasm. The record is from RefSeq and is a predicted model, not a curated record. Lineage: Eukaryota; Metazoa; Chordata; Amphibia; Anura; Pipidae. Gene Ontology annotation, molecular function: L-phosphoserine phosphatase activity; magnesium ion binding. Gene Ontology annotation, biological process: L-serine biosynthetic process. The coding region runs from base 199 to 951 and encodes 250 amino acids.
GUUUAAUGUUUAGCAGCAGCUGAAAUAACACGGUCAGCACUCUGGUUUGUUAGAUAGCAUGCCGCCAAGGGGACAGAAUUAGGACAUACCUACGACUUUGGAAAGGCAAAGGUCUGUGUGUGAAAGGACUUGUCUGGGGUUGGAGGAGAGUCGCAAGCAGAAGCCGGCACAUCCACUACUUGAUUCAUCUACUGAUCCAUGUCAGCAAACUUCAGUUUGUGCAAGAAAGUUCCACUCAGAAUGGGCUCCCUCUUUGAGAUGAAGGAAAAAUUCCGCAGUGCAGAUGCAGUUUGCUUUGACGUGGACAGCACAGUAAUAAAAGAGGAGGGUAUCGAUGAGUUGGCAAAGUUUUGCGGUGUUGGUGAUGCAGUGGCAGAGAUGACACGAAGAGCGAUGGGGGGAUCUCUAACAUUCAGGGCAGCUCUAACAGAGAGACUUGCAUUAAUCCGGCCUUCAAGAGAACAAGUGCAAGCCCUGAUUACUGAACACCCCCCAAGGCUUACCGAGGGGAUAAAGGAACUAGUCUGCAGGCUGCACCAAAAAAAUGUCCAGGUCUUCCUCAUAUCUGGUGGAUUUCGAAGCAUUGUGGAGCAUGUAGCAUCUCAGCUUGACAUCCCUCUGACAAAUGUGUAUGCCAACAGACUUAAAUUCUACUUUAAUGGGGAGUAUGCUGGCUUUGAUGAGACACAGCUAACGGCAGAGUCUGGUGGAAAAGGAAAAGUGAUUGCCCAGCUGAAAGAGAAAUAUGGGUUCCGAACAAUAAUAAUGAUUGGAGAUGGUGCUACCGACAUGGAAGCCUGCCCCCCUGCUGAUGGCUUCAUUGGGUUUGGAGGCAACGUUACAAGGCAACAGGUGAAGGAAAAGGCCAAGUGGUAUAUAAAUGAUUUUGAGGAGCUACUGAGAGAAUUGGAAAACAGCAUCAAAAUGAAUCAUAAUGAUAUAAUUUACUAGUUUGCAUAGCAGCCAAUGGGCCAGAUUCAAUUCAGUGAGAAAAACCUUUUUCUCACUGAAUUAAAUCUGACCCAUUAUGUUGUAUUUUUUUUAGAUUAAGACCAUGAGUUUGUUCCUGUGUGCUGGUAUACCACUCCCAUAUUUGAAUAGAUAUUGUCAAAAUUAUUUACGGUUUUUGGCAGUGAUUUAGAAGAAGCAAAAUGUGCAAAACCUUUAUAUGUUUCUUUAAUUAUGUGGUUUAAAACACAGGCAUUUACAACCACAAUAGUUUUGGAAAUAUGCAGUUGUCUGCAAGUUGUUUGCCAUAUAAUAUGGCUAAGUUUUUCUUUUGUAUUCUUCUCUGUAUAACCUCACACUCUCAGUUUGCACAAGUGACUUUGUAGUUGUACUUGAGGCUGAUAUUUUACUAGCAGACAAGUGUUUUAAAUAUUUGCUCAAUAGCUAAUGCCUACUACCAUUGUAAACUAAAUGACAUCUCAUUGUUACCAAUUCAUUUCCUUCUAACAGUUAUAGCUAUGUUCUCCUAAAUCAUAUUGACAGAGAGUUGUGUGCAGCAUCGGUUAGGCCAGGAUAACAAUUCUUGAAUUCUUUAUUCUUUUCUUUGUUUAAAAUUUAACAAGCUUGUUAUAAGUUGUUGUUGAGUUGUCAACUCAGUGUUGCUGCCUGCUCCCAUUUCCACAUCGAAGCUAUACAUAGAACUGCAUUUUAAAGUGCAGGGAAAAGUAAAUUUGCAAACUGUCUGCAUGACAUACAUAGUAACAUAGUAAGUUAGGUUGAAAAAUCACACACGUCCAUCAAGUUCAGCCUUUUAAGUCUAUUUGAGGCCUCUCCGAUUUGCAUCAGAAGGGGAAAAAUUCCUUCCUGACUCCAAAACUACAACUACCUGUACUAUGAGCUAUCUCCCAUAACCCUGUAGUCCCUCACUUGCUAAAAAGCCAUCCAACCCCUUCUUAAAGCUAUCUAAUAUAUCGGCCUGUACAACUGAUUCAGGGAGAGAAUUCCAAAUCCUCACAGCUCUCACUUUAAAAGGUCCUUUUCCAUUAUGGAUUUGCCUAGUGCAGUCCCAUUAACUGCUUAUGGGAAGUGACAUAAUUGACCAUAACUGUAAUACAUGUGUCUUUCGACCUUGCUGCAAAGGCCAUACCUAGAUCAGAUCAUUGUUGAUUAACGCCAUAUUAUUACUAUAAACUAUUAAAAUCCCAGCCAUACAAAGUACAAGAAUGGUGCUUUUCAUCCCCAAGUGCGUACUCUGCAUUUUUAUGUUUUUGGUUCAUGUCAUUUCACUAGGGAUGGGCGUAUUUGACCCUUUUUGCUUCGCCAAAACUUUGCUGCGGGCGAAAUGACGCUGACGCCCAUUAAAGUCUAUGGGCGUCAUUUUUGCGACGAAACAAGGUGAAAAAAUUCGCCCAUCCCUACAUGUCACACUUUUUUUAAAAAAUAAAAAAACUUUUUUUAUAAUAGUAAGUUCAAGAGAAGAAAGUAUUCUUUUGCACUAAUUACUUUUUAUUAUUAAGAUUUCCUUUUACAGACCUUUCUAAAAGGAUCGUGUUUUGAUGCAAUAAGUAAAUUGUUUAUGCUAUGUAUCUCGUUUUACAAACUGUUGUGUUCAACAGUUAAGCACCUUUUCCCUGCAUGUUAGUAGGGAGCACUUUUAAAUUACAACUAUUAGCAAAAGUAUAACUGCCUGACUAAGCAGUAAGUCAUUUUCUUUAGAAUAAUGUAACAAUAGUGACCUUUGAUACUGUCAAAUGACCAACUCCGCACUCACUGACAUGAAUGUGCUAGGUUUGUGUGUAACUGACAUUAAACCUCAUAGUAAUUGGCUGCUGUAUAUUGGACACAACCCACCAAGCUGAUCUGAGUCAGUGAAGUUGCACAUACAAAUCAGUUCACCCAAUUGUUGAUAUUUUACACCAAAUCUUAACAUAUUAUACAAAUCUGUGUGUAGUGCAGAAGGUGAAAACGUAUCUCUGCUCUGAAGAUUCUUAAAGGAGAAGGAAAGGCUGUAAUAACUUGGGGGUGCCAAAAGUUAUGCACCCCAAGUGAUUGUAUUUAGUUAGCUGACACCCGGGCCAGUGCUCCUAUCAGGAGAAAACUGCACCGGUCCAGGGGUUUCUUCCAGUGAGCACUACGGAGGGAUUGACUUCUUUCUUUGUGAGGGUGCACAUGUGUAGUAGCGUGAAAAGCCGACCUAAACGAAGAAGUCAGCUAUUUCGUUCUACUGUGCAUGUGUCUGCCCCAGGAAAUUUGAAGAAAGAAUAAGAAAGCCGAUCACUCCAUGAAGCUUGCUGGUAGAACUCCCAGACCGGUGCAGUUUUCUCCUGAUAGGAGCACUGGCCCGGGGUGUCAGAUAAGUAUAUAUAAUAACUUGGGGGUGCCUAACUUUUGGUACCCCAAGUAAAUAGACCUUUUCUUCUCCUUUAGAUGUACUAAUCAUAUCAUUUAAAAUGUUACUAUGGGAUAUUUCCUUUAAAUAGAAAUCAGACAUUCUAGUGUCAUAACAUAGGCAAAAUAGUAUACCUAACAGUAGACUAGCAAGUGAUUUGACUAUUUCCUUAUGACAUUCCAUGUGUAUUUGCCUCACAGAGACAGGCCCCUAGGUGCAUCCUUGGACAAGGAGUGUAUUAGCACUGGCCCAAAUCCUUGGCAGAUCACACACAUCCAGAAAUUUCCUUUGGUAAAGGUAUAAAUAAUUGAAUUAUUCUUUACUGUGUAUUAUAACUUUUUGUGCAAUUUUCAUAUAGGAAAUUUACUGUAUCUGAAUGAAAGACCUUUAUGUAUUACGACAAAAGGAAUUUGAAUUUAAAAAAAAAUUGAUUUCCACCUGUUAUUGCACAUGCCGAUCCAACAGUCAAAAAAUGUUUGUUUUAAUCAUAUGCCGUAGAUGUUGAAUAAACUUCUUUUCCAAGCAAA